GCCGGACGCUACUCGUCCUUUUUGCAGUGUACACGCAAGAGAAAAAAUGUCAGAAUUUCACGAAGUGGACGAAACGCAUGAACGGGCGCCCCUGAUCUCCAAAGAUUUUGCAGAGACGUCACUCUCUAAUAGAAAAACAACCAGCUAUAGCGCCCUGAGUAUUGAAAAAGGACACCCGAAUGGAGGAUUUCACGGCAGUUCCAUGGGACACGACAAACAGCCCAAUGGCUUUAUGAACGGGAAAGUCAGUCACGGUGGAGGUGAACACGGGUAUAUGUUCGGUGGACGGAAAAGAGUCCUAUCGACUAGACUCAGUUUCUCCGAGUCGUUCGAUAAAAUCAAGCUUACCUGGCACGAUAUCAAUGUGUUUGUCCCGCCGCCUGAGCGGAAGUGGUUUCAUUGCCUUAGAAACGGAGACGGGAGAGCCGAACCUGGGGCCAAGCAGAUUCUGAGCAAUGUAAGCGGUUACGUGGAACCUGGAACACUUCUAGCUAUACUGGGGGCAAGCGGUGCUGGCAAAACUACCCUCCUGAACGUGCUCAAUUCUCGCAACCGUGGUAACUUGAUUGUUGAUGGCGACAUACGUGUCAAUGACAAGUUGAUAGGCAAAGGGAUCACCAGUGUGUCUGCGUACGUCCAACAGGAUGACGUAUUCGUAGGGGCGCUCAAGGUGAAGGAACACCUGUGGUUUCAGGCAAUGCUCCGCAUGGAUCCAGAGAUAUCUUUUAAAGACAGGGAGAGAAGAAUGAAAGAAGUGAUGCAUGAGAUGAGUCUGACCAAGUGUCAGGACACCAGUAUAGGUAUACCAGGGAGGGUGAAAGGCAUUUCUGGAGGCGAGAUGAAGAGGCUGUCAUUUGCCGCUGAGUUGCUGACCAACCCCCCUUUGAUGUUUUGCGACGAGCCGACCUCGGGGCUGGACAGCUACAUGGCCCAAAAUGUGGUGGACACACUGAAGAGAAUGGCAGCUACAGGGAAAACUGUCGUCUGCACCAUCCACCAGCCGUCGUCCGAAGUGUUUGCCAUGUUUGAUAGAAUAUUGCUAAUGGCCGAGGGCAGAGUGGCAUACAUGGGCCCAGCAAAGGACACAUUAGAAUACUUCAAGAGCGGUGGCUUCACCUGUCCCGUAAACUAUAACCCGGCUGACUUCUUCAUCCACACCCUGGCUAUUGUACCGGGAGAGGAGGCGGAGUGUCAGGAUAUCGUCAAGCGAGUUUGUCAUCAGUACCAGAACUCGGAUUACCGUGACGCCGUCUUGAAGAAGGUGGCCAAAAAUUAUUCUGAUCACACCCAGUAUGAAGAGGCAUUUGCAGACAGAUCACCAUACAAGGCCACGUGGCUUGAACAGUUUCGCGCUGUCACCUGGCGGUGUGGUCUGUCUAACAUACGAAACCCAGGAAUUACCAGAACGAGGCUGUUCCAGACAUUGUUUAUCGCCGUGGUUGUCGGUUUGAUUUAUUGGCAGCAGCCAAACAGCCAAGCAGCCGUUCAGAACAUCAAUGGAGCCAUGUUUCUGUGGCUGACCAAUAUGACGUUUGCCAACUGCCUCAAUGUUGUCAACACGUUCCCAUUAGAAAUGCCUGUAUUCCGCAGAGAACACCACAACGGCAUGUACAGAGCCGAUGUUUACUUCCUGGGCAAAAUGGCUGCUGAGCUUCCCAUAUUCCUGUUCCUGCCAGUGAUAUUCGUGACUAUCAGCUAUUGGAUGAUAGGUCUGUACCCGACGGCCGAUGCCUUCUUCUACUCCAUGGCAGUUGUGACACUAGUAACUCUGGUCGCCGUUUCUUGGGGUUACAUUGUAUCAUGCGUCACAGACGACAUUGUCAUCAGUACAGCUAUAGCGCCACCUUCAAUAAUGCCGUUACUGCUGUUUGGUGGGUUCUUCUUGAACAACGCGUCUAUUCCUCCGUACUUUACAUGGCUGAGUUCCAUAUCGUGGUUUACAUACGCCAAUGAGCUUUUGGUUACUAACCAAUGGGCGAAUUAUGGGAACAUUACUUGCGCAGGAGCGGACAGUACACGAUGUUACCAAGACGGACAUGACGUCAUAAGCAGCCUUGCCUUCACAGUGUCGGAUGAAACGCUCAACUGGGUCGUUCUUGGUGCUAUGAUCCUCAUCUUCAGAAUAUUUGCUUUCAUUUGCUUUCUACUGCGAUCGUACAAAAAGUAGACUGACCUUCGAUAGCGUUUUCC
This is a messenger RNA of Lingula anatina, 2190 nucleotides long. Its product is annotated as protein white. Gene Ontology annotation, biological process: transmembrane transport. The record is from RefSeq and is a predicted model, not a curated record. NCBI's taxonomy places the organism in Eukaryota, Metazoa, Brachiopoda, Lingulata, Lingulida, Lingulidae. Gene Ontology annotation, molecular function: ATP binding; ATP hydrolysis activity; ABC-type transporter activity. Gene Ontology annotation, cellular component: cytoplasmic vesicle membrane; plasma membrane.